Molecule: messenger RNA, 582 nt
Organism: Arabis nemorensis
Lineage: Eukaryota; Viridiplantae; Streptophyta; Magnoliopsida; Brassicales; Brassicaceae
Source: the annotation of a GenBank genome assembly
AUGAGAUGGCCACCAACACUCUUCACUGGAGGAGGAAGAAGAGGAGAUGAUGAGCUGGCGACUGUGAAAGCUGCGGCCUGGGCUUGGUAUCAAAGAAACGAAGGAAAACCAAUGAUUAGAGAAUUCGAUCUGACAACAAGAGCCACACGGACACCUCGACCUUCGCGGUACAAGCUCGAGGCCAAGAAGAACAUGAUCCUCUCCGAGAAUAGAGUAUCUAAACCGUACAAUGAUCCUUUGUUGCGUGUAGAUCAAGAAACCCAGUUCUCUAGUCUCCUAGACCCUUAUGAAAUCAAAAGUAUAUCCAAGAGAAUUAAUGAGGGUUCUUUGCCUGCUAAUCGGGCCAGUGUUUACCGGCAUGAUCAUGGUCAUCAUUAUAAUAAGCUUGAGGAUGAGAGUAAAAAGGAGAAUAGGUUGGUGAAAAAGGUGAGCAUGAGAAAUUUGUGGAAAGGAAUGAUUCUGAUGGCUCCAAGGACAGGUUGUGGGAGAAGUGAUGACGUGGAUCUUGGGGCUUAUCGGUCUGGUCCAAGAAUAGUAAAAGUUGCACCGACGACUGUUAAUACGCGAAUUCACCGUCGCUAA